GCCGUGCGCGUCUCCCCUGAGGCGGGCGGGCGGCCGGGCCGGGCGGAGGCCGCGGCCGAGCCGGGGGCUCGCGUAGAUGUGCAGCCCGGGGGAGGCCCCCCCUGGGCUGGCCCCGGCGGGGGACCUGCCCCCGGAGUGGGAGACUGAUGAUGAGCGCAUGGCCUUUCUGUUCUCGGCCUUCAAGCAGAGCCGCGAGGUGAACAGCACCGAGUGGGACAGCAAGAUGGCCUUCUGGGUCGGGCUGGUGCUGGCCCGCGGCCGGCGGAGGGGCGCGGUGAGGACGUGCCUGAGGGAGCUGCAGAACGGCUUCGAGCGGCGGGGCAGCGUCCCCUUGGGGCUGGGCACCGUCCUCAGGGAGCUGCUCAGACGUGGAAAGCUCCAGAGGGAGUCAGACUUCAUGGCCAGUGUAGACAGCAGCUGGAUCUCGUGGGGUGUGGGAGUUUUCAUCCUAAAGCCCCUCAAAUGGACCCUCUCCAGCGUGCUGGGGGACAGCAAAAUUCCCGAGGAAGAGGAGGUUUUGAUUUACGUGGAGCUGCUUCAGGAGAAGGCAGAGGAAGUUUAUCGCCUCUACCAGAACUCUGCCCUCUCUUCCCACCCCGUGGUCGCCCUCUCUGAGCUGCGCUCCCUCUGUGCCGGGCUCUGCCCAGAUGAAAGGACCUUCUACUUGUUGCUGCUGCAGCUGCAGAAGGAGAAGAGGGUCACCAUCCUGGAACAGAAUGGAGAGAAGGUACAGGGUCCAGGUGACUGCUUUUGGGUGGUAUCAUCCCUGUCUCGUGUUCCAUCUGCCCGGAGAGAAAUGGAUUUUGGCCAUUUCGGUGGCUCAAGUGGGUGUUUGCUGUCCGGAAAGAUCGUGAAGUUUGCCCGAGGCCUCCACGCCAAGGUGUCCCCAAUGAAUGAUGUGGACAUCGGAGUUUAUCAGUUGAUGCAGAGUGAGCAGCUGCUGUCACAGAAGGUGGAGUCCCUUUCCCAGGAAGCAGAGAAGUGUAAAGAGGAUGCCAGGAGUGCAUGCAGAGCUGGGAAGAAGCAGCUGGCCCUGAGAUGCCUCAAGUCAAAGCGGAGGACGGAGCGGCGCAUCGAGGAGCUGCACUCCAAGCUGGAUGCGGUGCAGGGAAUCCUGGAUCGGAUCUACGCCUCCCAGACCGACCAGAUGGUGUUUAAUGCCUACCAGGCUGGAGUGGGAGCUCUGAAGCUUUCCAUGAAGGAUGUGACUGUGGAGAGGGCAGAGAAUCUGGUGGAUCAGAUCCAAGAGCUUUGUGAUACUCAAGAUGAAGUGGCCCAGACUCUGGCUGGAGUGGGGAUCAAUGGUCUCGCAGAGGUGGACUCUGAGGAGCUGGAGAAGGAGCUGGACAGUCUUCUGCAGGACUCGAGUAAGGAUUCCGUGGAUCUGCCUCCCGUUCCCCAGAUGGUGCCGAGUGCCCGCGUCUCUGAUGCCGAGCUGGAAGCUGAGCUGGAGCAGCUCUCUGUGUCUGCUGGAGAUCUGGCACAAAAGACUCCCUCUGCUUCUUCUGAACCCAAAACAGCUCUGGGACUGAACCUCUGAAGAGCCAACAGAAUCCUGUUGCUGCAGUUUGGGAAGUUGUCUCAAUGUCCCUUAAGUCAUGACCAGAACUUCCAAGGAGAGGGGGACACCCCCCUGUCCUUCUGGAUCUGUCUUUGCUCAGCAGCAGGAGCUCCUGCCAUGACAAUCCGCUCUGGACCUGGCCCCAGCUGGUGUUUGUCAUCUCUGUGCCAACAUCUGCACGGGUCUCGACCUGACUCGUGACCCCAAGUCACUGCCACAUCCAGUCUUCCCUCCUGGGAAUACAGCUCCAGCGAAGAUAAACUCUUCUGUGUCCAUAACAGUGCUCAGUUUUGGGUUUGAUUUUGAUUUCUCUUCCUUUGCUGUGGCUGGUGUUGAGAAUCUGAGUAGCAGCAGCGUUGCAGUGGCUCCGCGUUCGCUCUUUGUGUGGUUGUUUAGAACACUUGGCACGUUAGUUCUGCCCUUAGCCAGGUAAAACACCUGGUGGUUGUUGUUCCCUCCCUCUGAAUCCUGCACUCACAGCCAGGCACUGGAACUGCUCAGUUUUAGGAGAUUUUGGUGCUGCUCAGACAGGGCAGCAACGAAGCACAAAAGAAUCCCUCUCUGGAAUGACGUGAAGGCCUUAAAAGGCAGACCUGCAAAAGAUUCCCCUGGAGAAGUUUCAGGCUCUUGUGGCUAAGGUUGGGUGCUGUCAUCCAGCCUCUUUCUGCUGGAUUUCCUCUUGGAAUUGGAGCUGGUGGCUGUUUUUGUGUCCUCCCUGUAGGCAAAACUUCAUGUGAGCUGCAGGGUGAUGGCUCUGAGCUGCCACGGAAGGAUUUGGGGUGGGAAGAGAAGGGAUCCCUUGGGAGAGCACGGCUUCACGGAGCAGCCUUGGCUUUGCCUUCAGCCCUGGCGCUGCAAUCCCACAGGAUUGUUCCCAAAAAGGCCCAAACCCAGCCCCCCUGUGUGUUUGAUGCUCAAAACCCUAAGCUCCACACCUACAGCUGCCCCAGGGCUGUCUCUCCCCACACGAGCCAAACUCUCGUCUUUUGCAGGUCACUUUUUACCCCUGGCAUGCAUGAGGGAGUGUGGGAAGCCCAAAUCCAUGAAAAACUGAGCUUCCAGGAGGGAAAUGUGCCCUUCCCUGGGUUUCCUGAGCAUGGCAGGAGAGUGCCUGGCUGCCUGUGGAUGGAUCACCAGCCCUGUGCCCCUCUCCCUGACUGGGAAUGUAUCCCAGCACCACUGGAAUGUAUCCCAGCACCACUGGAAUGUAUCCCAGCACCACUGGAAUGUAUCCCAGCACCACUGGGAAUGUGUUCCAGCACCACUGGAAUGUAUCCCAGCACCACUGGAAUGUAUCCCAGCACCACUGGGAAUGUGUUCAGCACCACUGGGAAUGUGUUCCAGCACCACUGGAAUGUAAUCCAGCACCAUUGGGAAUGUGUUCCAGCACCACUGGGAAUGUGUUCCAGCACCACUGGGAAUGUGUUCCAGAACUUCCACGCUGCCUCUCCCAACUCCAUUCCUUGGUGGCAGCUCAGGAUAAUGGGAAUGAGGGCUGGAGUUUCUCCUGGUGAUCAUUUCUUGCCUGCUCAGCCCCAGCCCAGGGCCAGGGGUGGCACUGGGAGUGUCCCCAAGGCCAGGGGUCACAGUGGGGUCCCCAGGGUGGCACUGGGGCUGUCCCCAGGGGCUGUGUCCCUUCUGUCACCUCUCACCAGUGCAGGCUCCUGCCAGAGGAGGCUGCAGCUCCUGGUUCCCCCAUGGAAUGAUGUAAAAUGACUUGAAGCUCUGGAUUCUUUUCCUCUGGAAGUAAACGGGAGAAAAACCUC
This is a messenger RNA of Poecile atricapillus (Black-capped chickadee), 3327 nucleotides long. RefSeq names its product charged multivesicular body protein 7 (gene CHMP7). Bases 77 to 1540 code for a protein of 487 amino acids. Gene Ontology annotation, biological process: vesicle budding from membrane; late endosome to vacuole transport via multivesicular body sorting pathway. Lineage: Eukaryota; Metazoa; Chordata; Aves; Passeriformes; Paridae. The transcript has 10 exons. The record is from RefSeq and is a predicted model, not a curated record. Gene Ontology annotation, cellular component: cytoplasmic side of plasma membrane; ESCRT III complex; multivesicular body.